AUGCGUGGCAGCGGAGGCUUUCCACGAGGGGCGCGUGGUGGUUUUGGAAUGCGUGGUCCACGACCAGGAUUCGUGGGUGAUGGCAGAGGCAUGAGAGGUCCACCAUUUCAGCCACGACCACCCUUUUAUCCUCCACCAUUUCCCGGAAUGCCUCCAAUGGGAGUACCACCAAUAGGCCAGCAAAUGCCUCCACAACAGACUCCUGCACAGCAAGCUGAGAGACUGAAGAAGCUUGCCGGCGUUCCGCCAGACCAGGAACUGUGGGUGGAAACGAAGUCGCCCGAUGGGAAACCAUAUUAUUACAAUGCUGUAACACGUGAUACAGUUUGGGAAAAGCCGGAAAAUGCUAAAGUAAUGGAACAAACAGAGCUGCAAGCUUUGGUUGAGAAGGAUGCAAAAGAAGAGAAAGAGCAAGUUGCUGCUCAAAGUGCUGCUCCUGUUGCUGCUGCUGCUGCUCCAACCUAUGGGACAGGUGUACCACCAGCAGCUGUUCCACCUCAAAUUGCUCCUGGCAUGCCGCCUAUGGGUGCCUAUCCACCAAUGAUGCCUCCACCAGCGUUUAAAGAGGAUCAACAAGAAAAUCUUCUGGAUACUGUAGGAUCUGUGGUUAGCCAGAAAUACGUAAUGAUAUUUCGUAUCAAGGCAAAUCAUCAGGUUUCAGGUUUCCCGAUUAUGCCACCAAUGAUGUUUCCACCGCGACCAGGUUACCCACCAAUGUUUCCUGGUUUGCCACCUGCAUAUCCGAUGCCAGGAAUACCUGUUCCCGGAAUGCCACCAGUUGUACCUGCAGCUGUUUCUUCCAGCGGUGAUGCGGCAGGAUCAGCGGAAGCAGCAGCAUGGCAAGAAUAUACCGCACCGGAUGGACCACCUUCUGGCACGGACAAUGCUACUGGUGGCGGUGAUUCGACAGAAAAUAACUCAACUACAGCUGCCAACGAGGCGCAGCAACAAGCUGCAACGCUUGCACAACAACAGGUGCAAGCACAGCUGGCAGCAGCGAAAGCAGCUGCUGAGGAAGCGAAGAAACAUACGGAGGAACCGGCCAAAGAACCGGAAGUUGUGGCC
This is a messenger RNA of Gongylonema pulchrum, 1065 nucleotides long. NCBI's taxonomy places the organism in Eukaryota, Metazoa, Nematoda, Chromadorea, Rhabditida, Gongylonematidae. The record is from the annotation of a GenBank genome assembly.